Ananas comosus (pineapple) is the source of this 2035-nucleotide messenger RNA. RefSeq names its product protein WVD2-like 5. The record is from RefSeq and is a predicted model, not a curated record. Lineage: Eukaryota; Viridiplantae; Streptophyta; Magnoliopsida; Poales; Bromeliaceae. Gene Ontology annotation, molecular function: microtubule binding. The transcript has 9 exons. The coding region runs from base 355 to 1668 and encodes 437 amino acids.
UAAAAUAGAAGGAACAGUGAAAUGCAGUGAAAGCAAAGCCCUUUCGUCUUCUGUGCGUUCGCCUGGUUGGUUGGUAGCAUUUCUCUCUCAAAUUUCCACGCCACCAUUCACAGCUGCCUCUCCGUCUUGACGCUGAGAAAGCUCGUCCGAAGGAUAACAAUUUUGGUGUUUUUGCUGGCGCGAUCUCGCCGCCGCUGUCGAAUUCCGUCUGCGCUCCACCAGGCGAGUAUUCUUAGAGCUUUGAUGAACAAAAUGAGGAAUCUUAGCCUGUAAGGAAGAUAUCGACCUUUACGUCAUUGCCAAACAAAGGAAAGGUAAAACUGCUCCUACAAACUGCUGAUAAAAUAUAGAGGGAUGGAUGCCAUCAGUGUUAUUACCAAUACCACUAGUACAAUGAAUCUUAAGAAUGGGGCCCAUGGGCCGUAUCCAUCCUCUAACAUUGAGAUCAUAGUAUCACCACACGAAGGGCAUGGGUCCAUCAAACGUGAUGAGCAAUCUGAUGGCAUAUCAGGAUCUACCAAUCAGCUGAGAAAAGUUGAACUGAUCAACUCCUCUGAAGAAGACAAACUCGUAACCAUCUCUCACUCAGAAAGCAUAAGGAAGCCAUUUUGUCAGGAUGACCAAAGUGAUAAUUCUAAGACUGCAAAAUCUCAAUGGAAGAACAAAAAAAUUUCAUCUGGGAAUGGAAAUCUGCAAACUACUGUUCCAACUUCUGCUAAAAAGAAUGGAGACAGAACUCAGGCAGAGAAAGGUCCUGUUGUUCUGAAUGGUUCGUUCAGGUCAUCUUCUCGCCAUAAGCAACUCGCACAGGUGACAAAUCAGGAUACAAUCAAUGAUAGACACACUAUCAAUGCUAUGGAAGCUGGUAAGAAGCAAUCUGGAAAUAUCAUUGGUGCAUCUGCUGCCUAUACGUCAAUGCUUGAGGAUCCAAUUGAAAAGAGGAAAAAUAUGAAGCCCUUAAAGCAGCACACUUCAAUCAAAGUUGAAGAGCAUUCACGCAACACUUUAAGCCCAACUUAUGCAAUUUCAAAAGCUCGACAAAUGGGCUCUUCUCCAUCUUAUGGCUUCACUUUUAAGUGCGAGGAGAGAGCCGAGAAAAGAAAAGAGUUUUACUCGAAGCUUGAGGAGAAGACCCAUGCAAAAGAAUUGGAACAAAGUUCCUUGCAAGAGAAAACUAAGGAGACUCAAGAAGCUGAACUGAAGUUGUUCAGAAAGAGUUUGACCUUCAAAGCAACACCAAUGCCUAGUUUUUAUCAGGAGCCUGCACCCCCCAAAGUUGAGUUCAAGAAGAUACCUCCUACGAGAGCAAAGUCACCGAAGCUUGGACGUCGUAAGGGCUCUUCAGCACAAGAUGUAGAAGUAAAUAGUAUUAACCGCCAUCCAACACGCCGGAGUCUCGAUAACAAAAACUCCCAAAAUAGCCUUACAAAAGAUUCCAUUGUUCACUCCAAGAAGAAUCAGCGCAGACCGCUUCCCAUAUUGCCCUCUAAGAAGACAGAUUUGGUUGAUGCUGCGGGCAAAAGCCCACCUCACAUGCAACAGCUAGAGAAUCCCUCAUCAAACACAAUGCCUGUCGAAGAAGAAAUACAGUUCAAAGCAAGUCCAGAUGAGCCCCAGGUUAUGGAAGAGAGGCCCAUAGUGCAAGAACCUCUUGCUGAAUUAGCUUAAUAUGUGGUAUUCUUCCAAGCUGCCUUAAGUGUAGAAAGGGUUGUUAGUUUGACUUUGGUAUCUUUAUGCUGAAAUUUUGUAUGUUGUCUAUCCGAAUAGCUGGACUUAUUCCCAUAGUGCAAGAACCUGUUGCUGAAUUAGCUUCAUUUGUGGUAUCUUCCAAGCUGCCUUUAAGUGUAGAGAGGGGUGUUACUUGGACUUUGGUAUCUUAUGCUGAAAUUUUGUAUGUUGUCUUUCCCAAUAGCUGGACUUAUUUUGUGUCACUUAUAUAUGUUGAUCUUCUUCUUCUUCUUUUUUUUACUUGUAAAAUGCAGCCUGGCUGUUGAGGGUAUCUUAAAUGCAAGAUUCUACUGCCUAGUUAGUUUUA